Schizophyllum commune H4-8 is the source of this 660-nucleotide messenger RNA. RefSeq lists its product as uncharacterized. Bases 250 to 465 code for a protein of 71 amino acids. The record is from RefSeq and is a predicted model, not a curated record. Lineage: Eukaryota; Fungi; Basidiomycota; Agaricomycetes; Agaricales; Schizophyllaceae. The transcript has 4 exons.
CACGCGUGGCGUUUCGAGGGCUGGUGCCGACAUUGGGCGAGUGGAGCGUGAGUUGCGGGCUAUAGACUCACAUACACUGCCUGGCCCACGACAGAGGUGGUGAGGGUAGGUUGCUGGACUUCAACGCAUAAGGUCCUUGGCAGAGGAAAGGUAUAAAUACCGGGUGCGCCAGCGCCUUCUGUCCUCAUCAGCCCUCUCCCACCACACCAACAACCAAACAACGUCUCGUCGUCUCUUUCAUCCACCAACAUGUACAAGUUCGCUGUCGCCAUCGUCGCCGCCUUCGCCGUCUUCUUCGGCCAGGCGUCCGCCGCUACCCUGCUCGCUGACAACCCUGUCGACGCCUGCAACGGCAGCAACCACUACGGCGAGGGCCAUGACUGCGCCUUCAAGAGCGCCGACGGCACGGCCGAGGGUGUCUGCCACAAGGAUGGCAGCGGUGUUCUCACCUGCGUCCCGAACUGAGCGUCAGGGUGGUUGGACGUCAACGCAUGUAUUAUUCGCAUUUUUAUCGAGACUCAAUAUGUAUGGCCUGAAAAACGUCGGUAGUUGAUGCGCCAGGAGGUUGUUGCCUGCAAUGGAUUCGAAUACGCAAGUGUCCCUUCGACUUAUCUUGGCUGCGUGUAAGCAACUAAGAGAAUCAGUAGGAUGGCGGAGACG